AUGACAUCCUCCCGUGGAGAGAGGUUUUCUCAAGAGAUGUUGGUCACUGACAGUGUCAAGAGCCAGGGCAAGUGGCUAACACAGGACGAAAGGAUGUGGGAAAAACAAAGGCCUCCACAGACCUUCCUGAACUCCGGAGGAGGCGGCGCAAGAGCGGUAAGCGCGUAGCACCGCCCCCGCCGCCGGUGAUGCCGCUCAAGCUGCCGCCUUGGCGCAUGCGCGGCAAGUGCGCAGUCACGGCGCAGCGUCUUGUUCUCCGAGCCUUCCGCUCCUGCGCCGCUCGUCGCCAGCAGUGCCAUGGCUGACCCGCGCUUGAAGCAGAUCAGGAUCAAGAUCGGCGUCGUGAGGCGAUUGGCAAAAGAAAAAGUUAUGUAUGAAAAUGAAGUAAAACAGCAAGAAGAAAAGAUUAAAAAAAUGAAAGCUGAAGCAUCUGAUGAUUAUGGAAUUAAGAAGCAGAUUGAGCUCUUACAAGAGUCGCAGAUGAUGAUUCCAGACUGCCAGCGCAGAUUAGAAGCCGCACAUGCAGAUCUUACUCAGCUACUAGAAAAAGAAAAAGAAUUGGAAGAAGCCGAAGAGUAUAAAGAAGCACUUUCCAUACUGGAAUCAGUGAAGCUGGAAGCCUAGAAAGUUUUUCAAUACUCUCUCUUUAUAUGCAUUAGCACUGAGUCCAUUCCACACUUUUGUUUGACUAUGGCUCUAUUACUAUUGUUGACUUGCUAAGGUUCCCUUUAUGCAAACUGGCCUUUCUCUAACUGCAAGAUGCAUCAAAUAAAGGAUGUUCUGAAACAUCUGUGUGUUCCAUAUUCAGACAAAAUAUAAAUAUUUCCAGUUGAUCUAUACUACAAAAAAGUAAAAA
This is a messenger RNA of Pezoporus flaviventris, 856 nucleotides long. RefSeq names its product tubulin folding cofactor A (gene TBCA). Gene Ontology annotation, cellular component: cytosol; microtubule cytoskeleton. NCBI's taxonomy places the organism in Eukaryota, Metazoa, Chordata, Aves, Psittaciformes, Psittacidae. The record is from RefSeq and is a predicted model, not a curated record. Gene Ontology annotation, biological process: post-chaperonin tubulin folding pathway; tubulin complex assembly. Gene Ontology annotation, molecular function: beta-tubulin binding.